AAAAAAUAACAAAUGACAUUUACACUUGCUGAUAUGGUAGAGAUUGUGUUGAUAAGGCGAUCUUUUUCACUUUUCGCCUCGAAAACAGCCUGUUCCUUGUUAAAAUAGUGUUUAAAACAUUGACAAUGGACCAAAACACAACGCAGACCCAAGUUGAGGAAGUGUUCAUCAAGCCAGAAAUUAUUGAAGUGAAGCUAGAAGCAAAUGACAACCAAACAUUUGACCCCUACCAAGACUCAGAAUCCGUAUUCAAUUUAAAAACUAAAAAACACACCGAUGGCCCUGAAGAAGCACAGUAUAACAAUUACCAAGAAGGUUACUUCAACAGCUUAGACUCUGGAUAUCCGACCUCUUUUGACAGCAGUCCAACAGGAGAGACGUCUAAUGAAAGCAACACCAUCAACAUACCAGGUAGAGUGUAUGAGAACGGCAAAAUCAACAGACCUGCGUGUCCAAUAUGCCAGCAAACGUUCAAAAACCGAGCCAACCUGAAAAACCACUUGAAAUUCGUACACGCAGACGAAAGCGCGCCUGUUGAAUGCAACCAGUGUUUCCGACUAUUCAAAACUAUAGCAAACCUGCGAUCUCACAUAAACUCUGUCCACGUUGAGAGUGACAAAGAAGAGGUUUGCAAUGUCUGUCAAAAGAGUUUUAAUUCGAAAAAGAAAUUGAGCAACCACAUGUUUUACGCUCAUCCUGAACCUCAAGACAGUGUCACCUGUGAUCAGUGCUCCAAGACUUUUAAAAGCAAAUACAAUCUUAAGGUGCAUAUGCGGUUAGUGCAUCCACCUGAGGAAUGUUCCGUAGAGUGUCCGGAGUGCCACAAACAGUUCAAAGUGGAUAUGCUGCUUCAGAGACACAUUAAAUGGGCACAUUCGAACGAUGGAAUGACAUACAAAUGCCAUGAGUGUGGCCGAGUGCUGCCAUCUUUGUCAUGCUACAAGAAACAUUUAGAAAAUGUCCACCCAGAUUCAAAUGAAAUAGUCAUGUGCGAACUGUGUCAAAAGAUGUUUAAAACGCAAACAAACCUGCGGAUACAUUUGAAGCGUGUACAUAGUGAGGAGAAGCUAGAGAAUAAGACAUACAAAGAAGGAGACUUGCCAUGCACAGAGUGUGACAGACGGUUUUCAACCAACACCGCAUUACAAUGGCACUUUGACAGAACCCACUCUGAAAACCGUCGCAGCAACACUUGUGGAAUAUGCCAGAAAGAGUUGUCAGACUACGGAGGCCUAAAACGGCAUAUGGAGAUGGUCCAUUCCAUCGAUAAAGUAACCUGUUUCAUAUGCAAUAAGGACUUUAAAUCGCAGAUGAACCUUCAAAGACAUAUUCAAGUGACUCACGCGCCGCCCGAAGCAGCUCAAACAUGUGACAUCUGUCAGAAGACCUACAAAUGUGCUAUGCAUCUCCGCAUUCACAUAAACACAGUCCACCCAAAAGACGGUACCACAAAUUGUGACGUCUGCCAAAAGCAGUUCAGCUCGAAAAAGUACAUGCUGAAACACAGAAAAACUCACAUUGUUACGCGGGAUUUUCCAUGUAAUAUUUGUAUGAAGAUGUACAGGAGUAUGGAGGAUGUUAAGAAGCAUAUAAAGAGGGUUCACACUAAGAACGGCGAUGGUUCUGUCUCGUUUUCACCAGCAAACACGUUGCCACACGUCUGUGUUGCGUGUCAGACGUCUUAUAUGACGCAGCAGGAUCUGACAGAACAUAUAAACGAAAUGCACAAUGAAUUGCACCAACAAUCGCCACGGAAUUGCUUUAAAUGUAACCGUAUUUUUGGCAAUGAUGCAGAGUUACAUUCACAUAUACUGUCCUGUGGUAGCGAGCAAAGAGAGCCCUUGGAUUUGGUCAAAGUUGAGAUAAGUUAUAGUGAUAAUGAUUCAGAAACGGAAUGUAAUGAUAGUUAGUGUAUGAACUUGAAAAUUUGAAUAAGUGUACAAAUAUUAAGUAACAUAGGGCCUUACCACAAAAACUUAGACAGUAUUUAACAGAUGUUUAGCACUGUCAAACG
Messenger RNA from Plutella xylostella (diamondback moth), 2014 nucleotides. RefSeq lists its product as uncharacterized. NCBI's taxonomy places the organism in Eukaryota, Metazoa, Arthropoda, Insecta, Lepidoptera, Plutellidae. The record is from RefSeq and is a predicted model, not a curated record.